Messenger RNA from Exophiala bonariae, 1131 nucleotides. It is a transcript of the gene PDB1, whose product is annotated as pyruvate dehydrogenase E1, beta subunit. The transcript has 4 exons. The record is from RefSeq and is a predicted model, not a curated record. Gene Ontology annotation, biological process: pyruvate decarboxylation to acetyl-CoA. Bases 1 to 1131 code for a protein of 376 amino acids. Lineage: Eukaryota; Fungi; Ascomycota; Eurotiomycetes; Chaetothyriales; Herpotrichiellaceae. Gene Ontology annotation, molecular function: pyruvate dehydrogenase (acetyl-transferring) activity.
AUGUCCGCCUCAAGACUAUUCCGUCCUGCGGCAAGACUGCUAUCACAGCGAUCUGCUGUGUCAUCCUCUAUAAGACCUUCGCUCAGGAGAGCUGCACCGGCCACCCUUCCCUCGAUAAGGAGCUACGCCUCCGAGUCCAAUCAGACCUUUACUGUCCGUGAUGCUCUGAAUGAAGCUCUUGCCGAAGAACUUGAGCAAGACGACAAGGUGUUUAUUCUAGGAGAAGAGGUUGCUCAAUACAAUGGUGCAUACAAGGUCACCAAAGGCCUCCUCGACCGAUUUGGUCCUAAGCGAGUUAUUGAUACCCCCAUCACUGAAUCCGGUUUCUGCGGGUUGGCCGUCGGUGCCGCAUUAGCAGGUCUUCAUCCUGUGUGCGAAUUCAUGACCUUCAACUUCGCCAUGCAAGCCAUUGACCAGAUCAUCAACUCUGCAGCAAAGACACAUUACAUGUCUGGUGGCAUUCAACCAUGCCCGAUUGUGUUCCGCGGUCCCAAUGGUUUCGCAGCAGGUGUGGCAGCACAGCAUUCACAAGAUUACUCAGCAUGGUAUGGUAGCAUUCCUGGUCUGAAGGUCGUUGCACCCUGGAGCGCAGAGGAUGCCAAAGGCCUCCUCAAGGCGGCAAUUCGGGACCCCAACCCGGUGGUGGUGCUAGAGAAUGAGCUCCUUUACGGCCAAUCCUUCCCCAUGAGCGCUGAGGCUCAAAAGAGUGAUUUCGUCAUUCCUUUCGGCAAGGCCAAGAUCGAACGACCCGGCAAAGAUCUCACCAUUGUCACCCUCUCGCGAUGUGUUGGCCAAUCCCUGGAGGCGGCGGAGGUUCUGAAGAAGAAGUACGGUGUGGACGCAGAAGUCAUCAACCUUCGGUCUAUCAAACCGAUGGACGUGGAGGCUAUCAUCAAGUCAGUCAAGAAGACAGGUCAUUUACUCGCUGUGGAGUCGGGAUUCCCAGCAUUUGGAGUUGCAUCCGAGAUUCUCGCACUAGCAUGCGAAUAUGGCUUUGAUUACCUACAAGCACCCCCUGGACGAGUGACAGGUGCCGAAGUGCCAACGCCGUAUGCACAAAAGCUUGAGGAGCUGAGCUUCCCCCAGAUCGACACCAUCACGACCUAUGCGGCCAAACUUCUCAAGGUGUAA